CGGCGCUGGGCGCGUGGGCAGCUGGGCGCGGUGCGUAGCCGCCUUUCUGCUGCGUUCCGCUGUGUUUCUGCUUGUCAGGGAGCCUCCGUCUCCCUCCAAAGGGCGGAGUUUUGAGUUUCUUUCCAAUGGCUUAGAGCCUGUCAUUUCCUCAAAGUGGAGUUUCCCCUCCCACCCCUCGUGCUUUUGUUCCCCCCGUAAUCUCGGCAUCACCUGGGAGCUUCUUUUAGAAAUGCAGAGUCUCAGCCCCACGCCAGACCUGCAGAAUCAGAACUUAUAUGUUAACACGCUUUCCAGGACUCAAAAUACACACUAAAAAGUCUGAGGCGCACUGAUGUAAAGUAACAGUGGCAGGCUUUUCCAAAAACAGUGCCCCCUCCCCCCAAAAAGUGCCUUGCCUGCUUCUUUUGGGGGAUCCUCAUUAGAGGAUAAGGUCCAGUGUGAGAGCUUCCUGUUUGGUGCGUAAACUCGGGUUGGUCCUCGCCUCCCCCCUCGCCCCCACGCUGUUGUCUGCAGCAAAACUGACCCGUCCACUGAGCGACGAACAAAGCGUGCAGACUUCUUAUUGGAGCUCAUUCUUGUAUUCGCGUUCCGCGUUCCAAUGAGAAGUCACCAAACGUUUCAGUUGUUAUUCACUACACCUGCAGGAAACUUUUAGGAGAAAAGUUCCCGCGUUUGCUUGGUAGUAUGUGGCCCCCUCGAUUAUUCCCUUGUGACUGCCGUGUCAAAGAGAGUAAGUUAGAUGUUAAAAUCCUGGAGCUUUUACUACUCGGGGCCGCUCAAGAGGGAGCCUAAAGAAGGGGGUAUGCCCAUGGAUAUUUCUGUAGUGCCAUGCUCACUCCAGGUGAAGACCCCGGAAGGCUGCACAGAGCUCCAGCUUCCAGCAGAGGUCAGGCUCGUGCCUUCCUCCUGCCGAGGACUGCAGUAUAUCCCGGGAGAGGGACUGCACCUGCGACUGCAGGUGCGGGCAGAAUCUGAUGCCAAACUGAUUUCAAUGUUUAAUCAAAGCUUGCAAGCCCAAGGAUGUUGCACAUUUUAUUGCCAGUCCUGCGGUGAAGUCAUAAUAAAGGACAGGAAGCUCCUCAGGGUGCUCCCAUUGCCGAGUGAGAACUGGGGAGCGCUAGUUGAAGAAUGGUGUUGUCAUCCUGACCCCUUUGCUAAUAAGCCUCUUCAUCCACAAGAGAAUGACUGUUUUAUUGGAGACUCUUUCUUCUUGGUGAAUUUAAGAAGUGAUUUAUGGCAGCCAAAACCUGAACGAGCCCCAGUGGAGACACAGUGUUCUUCUGAGAACCAUUUUAAAUUGAAACCAAAGGCAAAUACCAAAGUAAUUUGUAAGCGUUGCAAGGUAAUGUUGGGAGAGACCAUGUCAUCAGAAACCACCAAGUUUUAUAUGACAGAGAUAAUUAUUCAGCCAUCUGAAAGAAAAUUUUCUAUCAUACCAAGGUCUCAGUUUGUACAGAGUGUUAUUGCCCAGUGUCUAGUGGAACUCUCCGCUGCUAGAAGCACUUUCAGAUUCACUAUUCAAGGUCAUGAUGGCAAAGCGUACAUCCUGCUAUGGCUUUUAAACUCAGAUAGUCUGGUGAUUGAAUCUUUGGGAAGUUCCAAAAGUAUCAAAAAGUUCCCCCUGUUGGAAGAUAACUUGAAGGCAGAUUCCUGUUCUGCCUGGAAUGCUGUCAAGGUCCUCUACCAGCCAUGCAUCAAAAACAGGAAUGCAAAGCUUUGCAGUGCUUGGGAAAGUGACAUCAGCAUCCACUCUCUAACCCUGCCCUCUGCAACCUGCUUGGAGCUGCUGCUGAUAUUAUCAAGGAAUAAUGCCACACUGCCUCCAUCCCUUCGCUCUAUGAAUUCCUUUCAGGUGGCCUUUUUGAAGAUGUAACUGUUGGAGCUGAAGCCUCCUCUCCCCACAGACAGCUCUCCGGCCAGAGCAUGCGGGAGGUCCGUGUUCUGCACGGUGGGCUGUGGUCACAGACAAAGAUACUGGAGCUCCAGAGUGAGUGUGUGGCAUUGAAGUUGUGAGUUGGUCUGUUGCCAUAUAGUCUCUAAGAGAAGAGUUCAUUUCAAAUGUAACGAGAAGUAAGGUGGCAAAGAAUGUUCCAGUAGCAGAGAAGUUAUGACUCUGUUUCCCACAGAGAGAAUAUUCAGGUAUGUGCUAUGUCAGCAGCACCUGGAAGGAUGUUCGCUCGUGGAAUCCCAUCUGUCCUUUGGGGGCUGCAGUGGGGACUCUGCUGGUGGAACCGAAUGUUAACUGCUAUAUAUCUAAGCAAGAGACUUAUAAACUGCCCAUUCAGUUUGUGGAAAACAAAUUUUUAGAAAGAAAAAUACAGAAUUUUGUAUACCUGAUUCAGAAGGGAUGCUCCCUGAAUAAAUGUGUGUUGAAUGAAUGAUUAUCAGAUUAAAGGUUUUCCUGUGUGUGCAAACCUGCACGUGUUUUUUUUGUUGUUGUUGUUCCUUAUUCCCUUUACCAAAUACUGUGGUCUGUUGACUAAUGGACCUCACUAGCCUCCCGGUACAGAAGUGUCUUAAUCCUUGUGUGCCAAAGCAGGUGGAGAGGAAACCCUGGAAGGAAAAGGACAGAGCUAGAGGGAAUCCAACAGAGCUUGGGUGAGCUGCUGAUUUCACAGAGAAGGUUCUGUCCUUGCCUGCUGUCACCGUCUCCGGGUAAAGCUGGGAUGGGGGCGGAGCUGGGCAGAUCUCCUUUCCCACCUGCAGUCAAGAGGAGGGGCUGCGUCUACAUCCAGCCUACUGGGGUUCAUCCGAGCCUGCAGACUACCACCACACUCUCUCCCCCAAACACACAGGUUUAACCUCCUCUAAUUUCCUAAUACUCAAAAUACCAGUGUUCCUCAGCCUUGUGCUUUGCGGAACUUUUUGUUUCACCAAGACACUUGCCUCCCAGCCGCGCAGCAUGGUGGGCUCUUCUAAUCUGUCACUGGCAGACGGGCAGAGGCAUAAAACCCAUCUGUUUGACCUGCAGAGCCCCUUUAUUAAGCACAGUCGGAAACAUGGAAGAUCUCAGUGAUCUGUCCAAGACACACGGCCAGAGACAAGAAUUAGUUUGGCUUCUCGUAGGCUACUAAGCUCCCAAACUCAAAGCUGGUUUUUCGUGCUUUAGAUUUCUCCUUGUCUGUAUAGAGCAGGAUUUUUCAAUGUUGCCAUUUACCUCUGGGGCUACGUGAUUGUUGUGGGAGACUGUCCUGUCCUGUGGGAAGGAAAGAUCUUUUUCCCUAUAGCCUCCUAGGUUCAAUGGCUGCAGCUUGCAAAUAAACUGAUAAAAAACAGAUUAACAAGAAAAAAAAAAAACAAUUACAUACCUCCACAUGGGAGUUUCACAAAGGAAUGAGACUCAAGGAGGUGGUCAGAUAACUGAGGUUUAUAUACUAUCUUGGGCUAAACAAAGAAGGAAAAGAGUUUGGGCUUCUUGGCAGGGUAGGCAAAUUAUAGGAAGGUGAGGGAAGGAAAUGUAUGGUAAUAGGGUUGUCUUGUUAUGCAGAUAAGUUUCUCAGAUGAUAAGAGUUGUCUCCCAGAGUAGCUCUCUUCCGGUACAGACAUGUCCUUACAAAUGGAAAUUUCCUUUAUAAAUGUAAAUUUCAUUUGCGAAAGAGGAAAUUUAUACUUUAUUUUUAGGCAGUUACAUGGAGGUAAAGAGCUUUUUCUGCUUCUGCUUGCUCUCGAUUGUCUUUAGCUCAAAAUAAUCCUUGUGUCCCAGGGGUGGAUGUUGGGGUGAUGAAGUCCGACUGGUGUACCUUUGAGGGCACAAAAGGGUAUUUAUUUAGCAGCCUCAUUGGCCUCUACCCACCAGAUUCCAAUUGCCCCCUACCUACUUGUAACAACUAAAAAUAUCAGCAGACAUUGCCCUGGUGUCCAAAAUUGACCCCAGUUGAGACCCACUGCCUUAGAGAAUGAAACAAGAUUUUGUUGAUAGGGAAAAACUGUACUCUAAGAUGGCCGACCAAACCAGCAAGGGAAUUCCAGUCCC
Mustela erminea (ermine) is the source of this 3973-nucleotide messenger RNA. It is a transcript of the gene UBE3D, whose product is annotated as ubiquitin protein ligase E3D. The record is from RefSeq and is a predicted model, not a curated record. The transcript is spliced from 10 exons. Lineage: Eukaryota; Metazoa; Chordata; Mammalia; Carnivora; Mustelidae. Gene Ontology annotation, cellular component: cytosol; ubiquitin ligase complex; nucleus. The coding region runs from base 740 to 1873 and encodes 377 amino acids. Gene Ontology annotation, molecular function: cyclin binding; ubiquitin protein ligase activity; ubiquitin conjugating enzyme binding. Gene Ontology annotation, biological process: protein polyubiquitination; proteasome-mediated ubiquitin-dependent protein catabolic process; protein autoubiquitination.